AUGACCUCUGUGUAUUCAUCAACUCUCUCUUCGGACAAUUUUGGAUUAGAAUUCUGGGCUUUGGGAGGCGAUGAUGAAGGGGUGCAGGAUGCAAUUAAUGCUGGCGCAAAUAUUAACGCGACUGACGCGUCUGGACGUACGGCGCUCAUGUGUGCAGUAGCUGGGAAGCAUUGGAGCAAUAUUUCCUUCGCUCAUGAUGAAUCGUUCAUGACUUCCUCUCGACUAAAGGUAGUUGAUAUUUUGCUCAGACGACCUGAGGUCUCUCUAUCCACUUUGAACGCGCCUCAGAACGCGUUCAACGAUGCAACACCUCUCGGUAUGGCGGCCUGGCUCAACAUGCCCGAAGCAGUUCGUGUUCUGCUGAGGAGCAGUCUGGACUGUGUAGCGGUAGAUGGAACUGACAUGCAUGGUUCAACGCCGUUAAUGUAUGCAGCUCGUGACGGUCACGUCGACAUUGUCAAGUCAUUGCUUCAGCAUGGCGCAAGACCAGAUUUACGCGCUCUCAACCAUCGAAGUGCCAUACAAUACGCAAUUUCUCAUCCUCAAGUAUUGUAUUUGUGUGAAACCAUGCUGCGCCAACAUCGCCUACACGAGUGGAAGUUUACAAACAAAACCGGAUCACCUACGGAUUCUGAUGACCUGUUCGAACGAGCUGCUUCUUCACUUGCCUUUAUUCGAACAUUCGAUGAUCUUGCACAACCUCUUGAAGCAAGUUCCCACAGUAAAACAACUGACACUAUCCUACAAUGUCUGCGCUCCAACCCCCAGGGAUUGUGCUCCACACUCUUUCCUGCACAUACGACGCAAAGUUCUUUCUUCCCCCCACUCGUGAAUAACAGAGAUAGAAAUGGUUGGAGCCCUAUACAUCAUGGUGCUUCCGCUUCCGAACCAUCUGUCCGAAUGCUGGACACACUAUAUUGUGCAGGUGCCGAUGUUGCGCUCUUUACAGAGCACGAGCACUAUACGGCACUACAUUGCUUUGCUUUCUCAGAUCAUGCGACAUACGCCUUCGAUGAAUUGUACCAAUAUGUGUAUCAUCUCGUUCACGACCUCCGAGCUCCUCUUUCUGCCAGAGAUAAGCAAGGAAAUACUUGUAUCCACAUAGCAGCCGAGCACGGCUAUUCUAUUGAAGUUUUGCGGGCGUUGCUUAAAUGCGAUUCCUCAUACUUCGUUCGAGACCUUUGCAAUGCCAAAGGCCUCACCGCUUGGGAGGUUGCGAAACCUCAAUAUCGGACUGCUUUUAGUGACACAAAUCUAUCUCGACCUAGGUCCUCUCUUUCGACCAACACACUUCGGCCUGCCCAUUACUCCAUCGAGUCGUACAUGGAACCCGAGUCUAUAGCUGACAGGAAACAUGCUUCGCGCCUUCCCACUUCAAAUCAUGACAUCUUCGGCACUGCUACUCGCCUUAUCGACAACUUACGCAUAUCCUCCCCAUCGAUUCACCAUGAUUUUGAUAUUAGACACACAGAGCAUUUGGAAUCACUCGUGAUAGAGAUGGAACAACUGCAACGGACUAUUAUUGACCAUUUUCAAGUUCGUAUGCAACAAGUGUCUGACGUAUUGAAGGAAAUGGAGGACGAUGCUCAAGAGACGGCUGUCCUGCUGGAGUCGGUAGCGCAUUCGGUAGAUGCGAAGUUACAGGAACGCGGUCUUCAGCCUUGGACACGGAUCCGCAUGUCUGAAGAUUCCGAAAUUACCUGCGUCAGCGAUCGAUUUUCAAAUUCCAGAGGAUUGAAAACCAAAUCGAGUUUAUCAAUCCCAAAGUCUCUUGAAUCUACUGCGUCAAGCGCGAAUGGCUCAUCGACUGCGAGCGCGGAGAAGAAGGCGGCUCCUUCUACGACGUCCAGAUUCGUGGCAUGGAUAAAACGAAAGACUUCUGCUAAUGCCUUGGCAAAAGUAUCCAAUCCUUCGCCGACACUUCUACAGAAGGAUGCACCGAAACAAACGUUCACUGACAGGGGAGAGUCAGACCUUGAUAUGAUGCGUACCUCCAUUGAAUCUGCCUUACGGACCUCCGUUUUUCCACUACGUGCUGCCGGACGAGACCUAGAGUCAUUGCGGGAAAGCAUCGCUUCCGCCAGGAAGCUUUUACGAUCUGCUGCUCAGUCGAUCUCACGAGCCGAUCGCGUGUUAAGCAGAGCUUUGAAGACAAGAAGGGCAAUGAUUGGAACCCUACGAAAGGAGGAUGAUUUGUUCAUCCACAGUAACUCCCUCUCUAAUAAAUCCAGCCUGGCAUCGAUAGCCUCAAUAUCAACUAUCGCAUCCCAAGUAUCUGCUGGGAACACGUCGUUCAGUGGAAUACUUGCAGAAAGCGAUGAUGAAGAGACGAGAGCCAUCCGACGGCUGUUACUCAGGAAGAUAGAUGCUCGACAUAAUGGAGUAUUGGACGAGAUCGAAAAGACCAGCAGGUGGCUUCUAGUCAUCAAGGAUAUUGUUCAAGGCGUAAAACGAAGGACUUAUGUUUGA
This is a messenger RNA of Lentinula edodes (shiitake mushroom), 2469 nucleotides long. RefSeq names its product ankyrin repeat-containing domain protein. Gene Ontology annotation, molecular function: protein binding. The coding region runs from base 1 to 2469 and encodes 822 amino acids. The transcript is spliced from 8 exons. NCBI's taxonomy places the organism in Eukaryota, Fungi, Basidiomycota, Agaricomycetes, Agaricales, Omphalotaceae. The record is from RefSeq and is a predicted model, not a curated record.